AACCUAUCAGCACCCGUCGGGCAACCUUCUCACGUACCCUCUAACUAACAAGAUCCUUAAAGUACACACUCCUAAAGCUAACCAGCAUCGAGCCGCCAUGAGCAAUCCUGUCCCGUUCGAGCUCUCUCAAGCAGAGCGAUUAGAAAUCAGCCAGAUGUCUGCCCAUGAGGCUCAGCGGUGGCUCCGGAGCAAAGGGAGCAGGCACAGUCCUAUCUACAAAGCGUCAGCACCCUUCACAAUUCCUUCUGCCCUGCCGUCAGUCUCCCAAACGAGAUGCUGGUGGAGAUAUUCUUUUACGUCCAAGAUACAUCUCCAUAUAUGAAAUGGCGGGAGCUCACCCGGGUAUGCCGCCACUGGCGCGCGGUGGCACUGGAGACACCUGGCUUCUGGUUGGAGAUUGAUAUCACGAGGGGGCUUGGCUUCUUGCAGCUAUGUCUCCAACGUUCCCAAAACGCACUGGUAACCAUCAUUGCCAGUAACCGCGAGAGCAGACCGCGCAGGAUCAGAAGGAUACCCGAUGCUUCAAAUAUAAUGGCCGUCAUUACAUCUCACGCGCAUCGUAUCCGCUCUUUGCGAUUUUCACCCGUUAGCUGUCAUUUCAUGGCAGUAUACCUCUCGCUAUUGCGAACCGAGAUGCCCGCUCUCAAAACGUUGGCGUUGACCCCGUCCGAUGUCUGCUUACCUGAUUGGGAAUCCUCAUUCGAACCGCUAUCCAAUCAAUUCCCUAAUAUGCAGUCACUUAUCCUCGAAGGCACGAACGUACCGUGGGGCGCUCUAGCCCUCAGAAACCUCGUACAUCUGGAACUGCGUCGCGUGAAGUUCAGGUCUCCCCCAUCCGCGAAUGCGAUGUUUACCCUCCUCAAGGAAUCCCCGAGUCUCGAGUACCUCACGUUGGAGUGGUCAUGGCCGAAAUCAACCAGGGCGGAUCCCGUCAUGCAUGCGUCUGAGAAUUCUGAUCAUACCAUCACCCUGCCCCAUCUGUGGAAACUGCGCUUGGCGGAUCAAUACGAGGUCGUAUCGAGCUUUCUCUCCCGUGUCACCAUCCCCAUCGACGCUUCCGUUGAACUAUUUUGCGACAAUUACACAUUGGGAGAGGACAGGAGGAGCUGGAACAUUAUUCCGGCCCUUCUCCCACGAAAGAAGGACGAGCUGCGCGACAUCGAUCGUCUUACUAUUGAACUCGGAAGGGGGAUCCUUACAUUCAAGGCUUACACAAGUCAAUCACCGGACGGCCGCGGUUCACCAUGGUUGCAGUGCACUGUUGAGUUCGAUAUUCCUCCGGUUCUUUCCCACGGGGAAAUAUUCUGCGCGAUGCUGCGUUUCGCUGUGGAUAUCUUCGAAAGAUGCUCUGUGACAAGCCUUGACAUUAUCGGAGACCAAAGCUGUUUCACUGAAGACGAUUGGGACAAAGUCUUCCUCGUCUUCCCUCGCCUGAAGUUUUUGACGGUCACCGCUACGAACACAGUACAAGCUCUGUUCGAUGCACUUCAGAUGUAUCAUCCAGAUGAUCACACUAGACUCACGGCUCCCGAUCUGGAAGUACUAUCUAUCGUAGGAGACGCCGAAGGCGAGGACAUAGCGGAUUGUCUACUGUUUCGACCUUCGCACGGUAGCCGUCUGAAGCUGUUCAACCUUGAGAAUCCAUGCGAGGACGACGUAGUCGGAGAAAGGAGAAAGUAUUAAACUCAAUGGGGAGACAAUGCAGCAGAUCCGAUCUGCGGUUGAUACAUUCCGGUACUAUUAUCAUCCAUUUUAAAGCAACUCCUCUUCUUUCGCGCACAAUCCCCUUGGCAUGUCAUGUCAGGCCCGUGUGUACCCUAUGUAAGCGACGAAACUCACGUCAGAAAGGCUUGGAUGAUCCCCUUCGCUGGACUUCUCGCCAUCGAAUCACUUGUUCCGAAUACGCAAAUAAAACCCAUCGAAGAGCUGGUUAGUGAGCAUGACAACCCAACGACUCCCUUUCAAGAAGGACGACCCAGUCCAUGAUUCCUGUACAUACUCUGACCUGCUGUCCGCGUAUGGCUCUCUAUUGUAAGUGUAUGCGCGUUUGAGGUGGGCGGCCACCUCAUCUCGAAUGAACGAUCAAAGACAAUAUUACUAAGUAUCC
This is a messenger RNA of Laetiporus sulphureus 93-53, 2107 nucleotides long. RefSeq lists its product as uncharacterized. The transcript has 3 exons. Bases 319 to 1683 code for a protein of 454 amino acids. NCBI's taxonomy places the organism in Eukaryota, Fungi, Basidiomycota, Agaricomycetes, Polyporales, Laetiporaceae. The record is from RefSeq and is a predicted model, not a curated record.